This is a messenger RNA of Trifolium pratense (red clover), 3614 nucleotides long. RefSeq names its product pentatricopeptide repeat-containing protein At1g62670, mitochondrial-like. Gene Ontology annotation, molecular function: protein binding. The transcript is spliced from 5 exons. The record is from RefSeq and is a predicted model, not a curated record. The coding region runs from base 278 to 2341 and encodes 687 amino acids. NCBI's taxonomy places the organism in Eukaryota, Viridiplantae, Streptophyta, Magnoliopsida, Fabales, Fabaceae.
AAUUAUUUUGAGGCAGAACAAAUAUUAUUUCUCAAGUUAAAUAUUGGUUUUGGUUCGGUUCGGUUUGGUUCGAUAGGUUCAAUUUUCUUCUUUAACCGAACCAUAAACAGUAAAAAUGUCUAAUAAUACCCUUUGUCGUUGCCGCCGCGCAACCUCGUUCAACACAACACCAAGCAACCGCCACUGUUCUUCUUCUUCUUCUUCUCUCUCUCUCUCUCUCUCUCUCUCUCUCUCCAAACCAUUUGAUGAGAUGCAACCGUAGUAAAAACUGCAUUUCAUGGCGGUGAAAUGCUUACUCCUCCGCAGCACCACCAGAGUUCACUUCCAACAACCACCACCAACUUUCUUCAGGUUCUAUUCUCCUCCAACUUCUUCUUCCGCAUUGAUGAUGAUGGUUGAAGAAGAUGAAACUCCAAAUUUCAAUACCCCACUUCCCAAAACCACUACAAAAUUAUCUCAUUUGGUUGCUAGAGUCUUCAAGUCCUUAAAUUGGCGUAAAGCAAGAAAAAUCAAGUUCAAAGGUUGGGUUCAAACUCAUGGUUUUUCUGACUCAAUCAAUUCCUUUAGAAUCAUCAUUCAUACUUUUGCUUUAUCUGGUAUGCAUUUGGAAGUUUUUGCCUUACUUAGAGAUAUUGUUGGAUACUAUAAAGACGAAAAUCGCGACGCAUUCGAAUUGUUUGCUGUUUUGCUUGAUUCAGCACAUCAUGUGGAAAGGUCUGUUGUUGUGUUUGAUAUGCUUAUUAAAGUUUUUGCUUCAAACUCUAUGCUUGAACAUGCCUAUUAUGUUUUUGUUAGUGCUAAGGAUGUUGGGAUUGUACCUAAUAUAAUGUCUUGUAAUUUCUUGUUGAAAUGUUUGGUGGAAACAGAUAGAGUAGAUGGUGUGAGAUGUUUGUUUCAGGAUUUGAUAAACUUCGGUCCAACGCCGAAUAUCCAUACUUAUACUAUCAUGAUGAAUUUUUAUUGUAGAGAUGUUGGGUGUAGUGCUGAUAUUAGACGGGCUUCGGAGAUUUUAGGAAAGAUCUAUCGGAGUGGGGAAAUCCCGACUGUUGUCACGUAUAGUACUUAUAUUAAGGGACUUUGUAAAGUUGGUUCUUUUGACGUUGCGUGGAAGUUAAUUUGUAACUUGCACUGUAAAAACCAGCUUCUCAAUAACCAUUGUUUUAAUGCUGUUAUAUAUGGACUUUGUCAAAGAGGUGCAGUAGAUGAAGCUUUAGUAGUUUUGGAAGAAAUGAAAAACUCCGGAGUAUUGCCUGAUGUUUAUAGUUAUAGCAUUUUAAUUGAUGCAUUCUGCAAGAAUGGAGAUGAUGAGAAAGUGACUGACUUGAUGACGGAUAUGGAUCAAAACCAAAUAAAACCAUCCAUUGUUACCUAUACUUCACUCAUCCGCGGAGGUCUAUGUAAGAAUAUACCGAUGCAAAGCUUGAUGAAUAUCUUCCGUCAAAGUGGUGCUUCUGAUUACAAAUAUGAUCAGACUAUUUAUGAAACUUUAAUUGAUGGAUUUUGCAGGGAAGGUGAUAUGGAUUCGGCCGUCGAGCUUUUGAAGGAGAUGAGUAGCAAUAAUUUUGUUCCUUCUGGUUUUAGUUAUUGCAGUCUAAUUAAGGGAUUCUACAAAUUGAGACAAUUUGCUAACGCAUUGAAAGUUUUUAGUAUCAUGCAAAAACGUGGUAUAUGGCCAGAUACAAUCGCUUCCAACCAUAUUCUUAGUAUUUACUGCAGGGAACGUGACUUCGAUGAAGCCUUGGUCUUGUCAGAGGAACUCCAAGAACACGGAGUUAACCUCAACCCAUAUUCAUAUAAUGAAUUCAUCCACAAGCUUUGCAGAGAAAGUUUUCCAGAAAAGGCACUUCAGCUUCUGCCAUUAAUGCUUAAAAAGAAUGUACUUCCUGGAGUUGUUAAUUAUAGUACCCUUAUAUCUGGCUUUGCUAAACAGUCAAAUCCUGAAAAAGCUGUGAUGUUAUUCACAAGAAUGACAAAAGUAGGAAUCACUUUCAACGUCAAAACAUAUACAAUUCUUAUUGACCUAUGUACCCGUAAUUUCAAUAUACAUGUAGCAUACAACUUAUUUGAGGAAAUGAAAGACAAGGGUGUAUAUCCAGAUCAGAUCGCAUAUACAACUCUAAUAGCUGGCUUUUGUAAUACUGGAAAAAUGGUUAUGGCGCAGGCAUUAUUUGAUAAAAUGUUGUGGGAAGGCUGUUCACCAAAUGUAAAUACUUAUACUUGUAUGAUUAAUGGAUAUUUGAAGUUAAACAUGAUAGACCAGGCUCAGAAGUUGCGUGACAAAAUGAGGGCAAAUGGUUUAUCUCAUAAGGUUCUGCGUCUGGAAUCUGGUGCAAUUAGGUAGCUCUGUCAAGGCUUCCAUUAUAUUCAGCUGUAUCGUCAAAAUCCAUCUCAAUUAAAGGGAAAUCAAAGGCAACUUGAACUUCAAAAGAUCAAUGAAAUACUCAGCAUCAGAGAAAUUCACCGUGAUUCCAAGUUGUGUCCGUCUUGUGACAUGGCAAUUUCUCGAACUGAAGGUUGUAAUAAAAUGAAGUUCGGUAAUUAUGGAGACUGGAGAGUACUUCUGUUACCGCUGCAACAAAGCAGUUGAUGCAUCAGAGAUCCAUAUGGACAUUUCAGGGACGAGGGGUCGUGUGAAUUCUUCCCAUGAGAAAUGGUUGAGAACUGGAAAGCAUGCAUAAAUCCUCACCAGGAAGUACAGCAAAUGAGCAAAUACAUGUUGAACUCUUUCACCUCGGUGGCUCACCGUGUCCUAGUUGUCGUCAAUUUAAUCAUGUGAUUCCAUUGUCGCAACAGUUAAAAUAUUACAAGGAAUACCAAAGCAAGCUGACCAAGAUAGCUGGUAGAAAAAAGGAAGCAUCAAUUAUUAAAGGUGCAUAUAUUGAGUGGUGGAAGUAGUGACUUUAUACAAAACUAUUAUGUCAAUCCUCUUUUGAUCAACAAAGUUAUUACUCCUGAUCAAUAUUCUGCAUGCAUUCUCAAGUUUUGUUAAGGACUUGUAUAAAUUGGGAGCUAGAAAAAUUGGAGUGACUUCACUCCCACCAUUGGGUUGCCUACCUGCUACAAGAACUUUAUUUAUAUUUCAUGAGAAAGUUUGUGUAAGCAACUUCCUGGUCUUAAGAUUGUUGUCUUUAAUAUUUUUCAAAUCUCUCUAUGAACUUGUUCUAUCCCCUUCAAAUUUUGGUAAGAAAUACUUAGACUAUAAUAACAUAAGGCAUUCAUUUCUUUCUUUAUGUAAAACAAUGUUACUUAUUCUUAUUAAUCUAUGUUGUGAUAUUCAAUAGGUUUCACGGAGGCAAGGAGAGGCUGCUGUGGAACUAGGAUUUUAGGGACAACAUCCUUAUUGUUCUUCUAAUGCAACUCAGUAUGUGUUUUGGGACAGUGUCCAUCCUUCACAAGCUGCUAACCAAGUUCUAGCUUAUGCAUUGAUUGAACAAGGCAUAAGUCUUGACGGUUAAGAAUUCCAAACGUUUGUUAUUUUAUUUCUCUAGUAUGGAGAGACUUGCAUCCUAUUAAAUAAAAUUUUAGAAAUUUUGUUGUAUUUUGUUCAAGUACAUUGGUUUUUUUUUAAGGGAAUUCUGCAAUUUAGUUUAUGUUCCAGAUUUAUUUUCUUUUAU